This is a messenger RNA of [Torrubiella] hemipterigena, 2308 nucleotides long. NCBI's taxonomy places the organism in Eukaryota, Fungi, Ascomycota, Sordariomycetes, Hypocreales, Clavicipitaceae. The record is from the annotation of a GenBank genome assembly.
GGAUGCUGGGCCCCGCUUUUGGCCCUGUUGGUUCCCAGCUGCGCCCCUCUUUGCUGCACCCGCUGUCCACUCUGCUCGUUUUUUUUUCUGUGGACAGCAGGUUUUUUCUUUUGGUAUAAAACUCCUCACUGGCCUCUCCCCGUCACCUUCUUGACUCGUCAUCACCAGCACAGCAUCUCUUGCAUCUUCUCUGCCGCUAUUCGACUUCUUUCUUUGUCUGUAUUUUGCAGUUCAAGCACUGAUUCGCUACUUUCUUCUGCCAACUUUUGCUGCUCCUCAAGUUUGGACAGCAUAUCCUAGUGACGUUUGCUCUUCCACCAAAGAGCAUUCUCCUGUCCUUGUGACUUAGCCUUUGGUCUCUUCAAAGGCGAACCCUAUCAUCACGGCUCAUCUAGCCGUGCCGGUCCCUUGCGACAACAAUUUCGGUCUUCGACCUUCUACACACGUCAUCAACGCAAUCCCGCCUCCCGCCUCUGCUUACGCCUAAGCAACUCGAAGCAAUCCUAAAGUUUGGUGGUUUGGAACAUCAGCCUCCCACUCCGUCGUCCGACGACUCCAACGAGCUGCCGCAUAGGAGGAUCCAGGGACUUCUUCCUCUUUCCGAGGAAGAGUCGAGCAGGCCUCGCCCAUCUACUGAAGGAAACGCUUGCCAUUCCUUUCGACCGCCUUAACACCCGCUCAGCAACCGCUUGAGUAUUUCUUUUUACAUCUCUUGUUUGUUCAAGCAACCUUGCAGAUUAAAUCCAAGGAUAUGGUCAUCGCAUCCGCCCUCGUCGAGCAUCAUGCCCAAUCUUAUAAUCAUAAUCACCUUGCGGUGAAAAAUCCUGCACCGGCCGACUCUAUCAACCGCGAUGGGGCCUCUAUUGGCAAGCACUUGAUCGGGCAAGCCCUUCACCAGCGUGUUGAGGCUGUCGACCAUGAACUCUGUGAGCCCGGUGACGAAGAUACCUUCUUUGUUGCUGAUCUCGGAGAGGUUUAUCGUCAACACCUUCGCUGGAAGAAGAACUUGCCUCGCAUUCGCCCCUUCUACGCUGUCAAGUGCAACCCCGACCCCCAGGUUCUUCGUCUCCUCUCUGAACUUGGCACCGGCUUUGACUGCGCCUCCAAGACCGAAAUCGAGCAGGUCCUUGCCAUGGGCACAACUCCUGACCGCAUCAUUUAUGCCCAGCCUUGCAAAACCAACUCUUACGUCCGCUAUGUCAAGGCUGCUGGCGUCAAGCAGAUGACCUUUGACAACGCUGACGAACUUUACAAGAUCGCCAAGCUCUUCCCUGGCGCCGAGUUGUUCCUCCGCAUCAUGACGGACGACUCCUCUAGCCUGUGCCGUCUCAGUAUGAAGUUUGGUGCUGCUAUGGACACUACCAACAGCCUUCUCGCCCUUGCAAAGGAACUUGGCCUUCAGGUCGUUGGCGUCAGCUUCCACGUUGGCUCCGGUGCCUCUGACCCCAUGGCAUUUUAUGGCGCUGUCCGUGAUGCCCAUACCGUCUUUGAAGAAGCCCGCGCUCAUGGGUUCAACCUCCGAACCCUUGAUGUCGGCGGUGGUUUCACCGGCGACACCUUUGAGCAGAUGGCAAGCGUCUUGAACGCAGCUCUCGACGAAUUCUUCCCCGCGGGAUCUAACAUUGACAUUAUUGCCGAGCCUGGACGCUACUAUGUUGCCACUGCCUUCACCAUUGCUUGCAACGUCAUUGCCCGCCGUACUGUUGAGGAUCCCUCCCUCAACGGCAAGGGUUACAUGGUCUACGUUAACGACGGUGUCUACGGAAACUUUUCCAGCAUCAUGUUUGACCAUCAGCACCCUGUCCCCAACAUUCUGCGCACUGCCGGCCAGACCAUGUACAACCUCCCCGCUGCUCGCCCCUGCGCUGCCGGUGAUGGUCUUGAGUACUCUAUCUGGGGUCCUACCUGCGACGGCAUUGAUCGCAUCUCCGAGAGCGUUCACUUCAAGAGCGUUGUCGAUGUCGGAGACUGGUUCUACUUUGAGGACAUGGGGGCCUACACCAAGUGCUCUGCUACCCAGUUCAACGGCUUCUCCAACGCCCACGACUGCAUCUACGUCUGCAGUGAGCCUGGCGCAACCGCUCUCCUGAACCUCUAAUGGAAUUUGCAUUUAACCAUUUGAUUUCAUUCAAUGAUUUGCUUGCAUGCAUCGCUCUUGGCGACGCCUCCAAUAUUCUCUUCUUCAUGGGCUAACCCAUACACUCUUCGUUGAGGACUGAACAACUGGUGUUUGAAAGUAGCUGCUAGUAUAUAGCACGCUUCAACAGUCGCUUUUACAUAGUCUUUUAUAUAAAAAUCAUGUUUCGUC